AUGAAGUAUAUUAUUGAGCAUAUGGAGUCAGGGUUUAGCGAGUGGGUCACGCUUGAAUACGCCCAAAUCAUCCGUGACGUCGGUGCAGAAAACCUAAUUCUAUCUUCCUUGCCAGAGGGCACCACGGCAUCUGAUAUCCCACAACUGCUUACGGAUCUAGGACUUCAGUGGACGACGCAACCAUUGGAUAAAGUCCACCUUGCCUUGCCCAAUGUAGCACCCUUGAUGGACGGACGGGUAUGUCUGCUUGACCCAAGAGCAUCGGGCGACCUGGCUCCUUCAGAUAAGGACCAAUUCGAUUACUUUGUAUUCGGUGGUAUCCUAGGUGACCACCCACCAAGGGACCGUACCAGCGAGCUAAAAGAGAGCUACCCGUCGCUUCUCGUGGGGAAACGCCUGGGCGACAAGCAGAUGACUACAGAUACCGCAGUGCGCACAACGCAGCUGAUUGUCGAGAAACAGUUGCCCCUAGAGAAGAUCAGCUUCAUCGAUUACCCAGAAUUCCGCUUCAACAGCAACGAGGCCACCGAGAUGCCCUUCCGCUACGUACUGGACGCUGCUGGCAGGCCCAUUCUGCCAUCAGGCAUGCUAGAGCUCAUCAAAAAGGACUCCGAACAGAGUCUGGAUGACCUACUUUAG
Molecule: messenger RNA, 639 nt
Organism: Eremothecium gossypii ATCC 10895
Lineage: Eukaryota; Fungi; Ascomycota; Saccharomycetes; Saccharomycetales; Saccharomycetaceae
Gene: SFM1
Product: protein-arginine N-methyltransferase SFM1
Exons: 1
Coding region: 1-639 (212 amino acids)
Biological process (GO): peptidyl-arginine methylation
Molecular function (GO): protein-arginine omega-N monomethyltransferase activity
Source: RefSeq, marked provisional